GUAGGGAAGUCGGACGCAGUUGCUUUGCACAUGGUGUGGCAACCCUGUGCUGACAGUUUAGGAAACCCCUCAAGACAAUCAAAAGUCGAUCAAGAAGCACAAUCUCCUGGAUAAUACUCAUUGCUGGCCAUUAUCUCCUCUCAUCUGCAGGUAUCUGUAUGGAAGGUUCUAUUAGGAGGUCUAGAUACCCCACAAGCAAAGGUAGCUUCUAGCUCGAUAUUAUUCAUUCGGUAGUCUACCCUUCAACUUCCAUACUAUCAGACCGGUCCAAUCAUUAUAUCAUCAGAAGCACCAUGGCGGAUGUAUUGGUGCGAACUCGGAACGGUGUCGAGCGAACCAAGAGUGGUGAAGGCAGCCAUCACAAUAACGGCACUGGUGGUAAGGCUACUGCCAAGAAACGAGUGGGUAGCAGUCAUGGUGUGGAAAAGCCGGGGGGAGAAAAAGUCGUCAAGAAGAAGGGUGGGAAGCUGAAACGCCAAAUGAGCAAGGAUGGAACGGUGGCUUCGACCGUCAGUGGCAGCAGCAGUGUACAACAAUCCUCCAAGCACGGCACUAGUACUACUGGUGGGAAACGAAGAACCUCUUCCAAGAACGGCGCUGCCACGAGACUGGCCGGUAGUGAUCAAGGCGAUGCUACCACUACUACAACCGCCAAGACCAAAAAGGUCAAACCCAAAAAGAAACUCGCCAGUCGAGCCAAGAGUUUUGAUGGAUGUAGUGUGAGCACGGCUGGUACCGGUAUCCAUGGCGCUGCUGCCAAUACUGCCAAUAGUGCAAUUCCCAAACAAGCAGAGGGGAGACGACCCCCUCCACCACUCCGCAAACAGAAAUCUGCCUCGGCUCUCCUGUCCAUGGACACGAAGAGUGAUCACGGCGGUCGAGCACCGUACAGCAAAUUCAAGCAUCAAAACAAUCUAGAUCAACUCCAGAAGAGCAUGCCGGAUCUGAGCUUUGAAACCCCCAAACAACAAAUUGCGCAUGACUUGUUCGGCAGACGACACGAAAACGACAACCGAACCGAAGAGCAACAAAAGCAAGAAAUGGUAGCUGCCUUGUCCAUCACAAACUCGGGAGAUAGUAGUAAGGACCAGCAUCAGCAUCAUGGAUCCUGUAACGACAAUAAUAAUCUUACCGAUUCCAGCGAUGCGCACAUGACAAAGUCAGCACCCGACACAACGAUCAUGACGGAACGAAAGACACGUCGUGUAUCCUCCAACAAAAAGAAAAAGGACUCGAGAUUACGAGGACGUGUCAAAUCCAAAGCACACCAGCAUGGAGAUGAAGAUGCCGUCACCAUCACCACGGCCCAGACGGAUCCCACCAAUCCCUACUUUCACAACAAAAUGCCCGCCGCACAGGCGGUCGCCAAAAUGGGAGCUUCACAACCCAUGUUGGGAUCCUCUUCUCACAAUAAGAAUGAUAAUACUUCACCCAAACGGGGCAAACGAAUCGUCAAAAAGACAAGAUCCAGGUCCCGGUCACAAUCGCGCUCCAACCACCACCACAACAACAACAAACAAAAGAAGGAUCAGGUCAAAAAGGCAUCGGUGCGACGGGGAUCCGAUUUCUCCGCCGAGAGUGGCUCGGAGGAUGAAAAUGAUGUGGGUCCACCCGAAAACAAUAACAAUCAGUCUUCUUUUAUUAAACGAUCCGGAUCACAAUCGUCCCUUCGUGGCAGCAGCGGGCAUCGAAAAACAACCGCCAAAACGGCCGCCAAAAAUUCUCUUUUGGGAGGAUCGUCACAUCACGGCGAUAAUGACGAUGCCACAUUCGCUUUUGAAGAUACCAGUUUAUCCGCAUCGACGCCGUCACGGAGAUGGAAGAAAGGGGGUGCUAUGGAUCCAGGACCCAAGGCACCGCAACGAGAACGGUCCACGUCCAAUCGGGGGGCCAGCUACAAACGAACGACGGCGCCAAGGAAUUCACUACUCGGUCAAGACGCCGACGACACGGAAGCAGAAGAGGAUGACGACGUGGACAACAAUCAUGACAGUUAUCAACCUCCGUGGAAGACAGUUUCCACCCUUCAUGCCAGUGGAACCAACAAUGAAUCCAGUAGUGUCAACUAUCCGGACGAUUCCAGCAGUACCGAUAUCGCGGAGACACUGCUAAAGGUCACUCCGGCCAACAAAAAAGAAGAAGGGUCCAAACGAGGAGGGCGUACACUGGCGAAAAAGAAAGAACAGCCAUCCAAGUCUGGUAGUGCGAUGCUGGACUCGAGUGAAUAUGACGACAAUAAACGAAAAUCGUUGUGUGGGCUCCUUCCGAAAGGUCCGAAACGAUCCAUGACUGGAGCAAGCAGCGUUGUUAGCGGAACGCUGCCUCCAUUGAUGGAUUCCAGUUUUUCUUCCGUGCAGUCAACGGGGGAAGAGUCGGUCUCGUCGUUUCUCAGUCAAAAGAAACCAGGACUGAUUGUAGAAGCAGAAGUCAAAGAUGGUGCCAUGAAAUUCUUUUUGGGGAAUCUGACGUCGGCAAUGGAAAAACGAAUGGAAGCUUCGCAAAGCGACCAUGCACAAGAUGAUGAUGAUGGCAACAACAAUAGCAGCAGCGGUCUACGGGGCAAAAAAGGAUUGCAUUCAUCCGCGCAAAACUCCGGUCUGGGAUCAACACUGAAAAAGGGAAAUGCUGGCGCCUUUGGCGGCAGGGCAGACGAUGAAAUGUCGAUUCCUAGCCUCAUGUCGUUCAGAAAACGAGAAGACGCAUCGGUGCCCAGUGUGAAUUCCUCUCAGAUGAAAGGGCAACCGGAUGACGCAUCAAUGCCCAGCCUUACGUCCAUGCCUAGUCUCUCCUCGUAUCGCACCCAAGGAACCAACGCCACCGCUGAAUCAGAUAAUAUUCCAGACGAUUGUUCCAUGCCAAGUCUUUCGUCAAUGCCAGAUGACGGCAAGUCGGUUGCAAGCAUACCCGCGCAAAGGCCUCUUGUCAAAGGCAAGCGGGGAGCAAAGCAAGGGGCUGCCGCGGUUUACGGCAAGCGAAACGAAGAUAAUGAUAGUCAGUCCGAAGAAGAAGACGACGACGACGAUGAACAGGAAGAGGAAGCAUGCAAAGAAGAACCUUCAGAGUACGAGGAAUCCAUGACUGAAUUCGAUGAAAACGAAGGCGAACAAACGGAGGGCACAGCAGAAGGCGACGAUGGCGAACACGAAAUGGUCCACGCAGAAACCGAGGAGGAGGAAGGGGAUUCGGAAGAAGAGGAGGAAUCGGACGAGGAGGAAUCAGCAAGUGAAGAAGAGGAGGAGCCUGAGGUCGUGCAGAGCGCUCCAAAGGGAGGCAAAUCCAAGAAGAAAGGAAAGCGGAGUUCCCUCAAAGAUCAAGAGCGUCAGCAGCCAGUGAGCUCUUCGGCUUCCGUAGCCUCGGCUUCGGUACAGCAGUUUGUGGUGAAGUCAAAGAAGAAAAAGAAGAAGAAGGAAAAGAAUGCUAAGGAUGAGCAAGUGCAGCAGUGGCAAGAAGAGUUCCAGCAGGAGCAGCUAGUGCAGCAGCAACAACUCUUGUGGCAACAUCAGCAACUCAUGCAACAACAGCAAAUGCUCCAGCAACAGUACUGGAUGCAGAACCAGGGGAUGGCCAAUGGUGCAUUCAUGAUGAACCAAGAUCCUGGGAUGAACUACAUGGAACAUAUGAUGGGCGCACCUGGCCAAAUCAUGAGUACUGAGGGGCAAAUGGGUGACCAGUCUGUACGUGAUUCGAUGGGUUUGUCCAGCCACUCUGACCAUCAGUCUGUCUUCAGUCAGAAAUCCACGAGAUCAAAAAAGUCGCCAAUAAAGCAUUCUCAGAGUCUCGACUACGACUUCUCGUACAUGGACAAUCCUGAAAUGCCAGAGGUGUCAGAGGUUAGUGCUGAUGAUGUUUUGCAGCCAAUGAAUCCAUCGCAACGGGACGAGGAGUGCCACGACAGCGCUGCACAGCCAUUGCGCGGAAAGAAGAAGGAGAAAGAGAAGAAAGUGCCAGCUCUUUCCUUUUCGUCGCGCUUCAAAAAGUCAGUGAAGAAGAUCAAGAAGGGUUUUGUCGGUGGAAGCAAGCAAAAAUCGACUCUUUUGAAUACCGGUUUGAACGACGGACAAUUCUUCCCCGAUCUCGACGAUGAUGACGACGAGGAAACUACCAUGAGAGGACUGCUAUCUGGCUAGCCACUAGCCUGCAAGCUAAUUCUAAGGUUUUUAAGACUGGUUGGGUCUGACUUCCCGUAUUCAUGGAGUUUGCAUCGGCAACAAAACAGAUUAUUAGCAUUGCGGUACGUCUGCUGUCGCAGCAAGUAAAGCUACUAGCCAGAAACCUCGUUGAGGCGACGAGAAAGGGGCCUCUUGGGGCCGUAGAUGUGGUCCUCCGAGUGUGCGCUUGACGCAGUCAAUGCUGACCAAGACGACUGCUCCGUCGGACGCUGCUUGGGUCUGCCUGCUUCAAGGGAACCAAGUGAAGCACGGCGCUUAUGUUUCUCAAGAGAACUUGCCCUCUUCUUUGUUCGUGAUGCUUUUGACUUGUCCAUAGCAGCUGAGCCACCAUCGGCGCUUUGUUUCCGACGACUAGAAUCUCGACUAGAAGAGUCCAUACCACCGGUACCACCAUCAGCACUUUGUCUCCUCCGACUGGACGCUUUGUGCCCCGUGCUCUUCGACCUGACUUUCUUCUUCUCAUUCGCAGUCGAGAGCGUUGACUGUGAUUGCGAUAGAGGACUCUUCCCAGUCUGACGCGUGCGUGAUUGAGAUUUAUUUUGCGAUUUGCUUCUGUCGAGGUCCUUGCGUGACUCCAAGCGUCCUUGCGACGCCGAAGGUAUUUGAGACGUACUCGAGCGUCGGCUGCUUGGCCUGGAGCUAGUAUUUUUGGCAUCGCUUGUGGACUUCCGCUUCACCUUCCUAUCCGAGUUGGACAGCCUAGAGGAAGCCGGAAACCUCUCCGAUCUCGACAUGCCCCUGUCGUGAGGGCUGUGACUUCGGCUGUGGCUUCGUCUGCGCCCAUCAGACGGUGACGAACUCGACGCCCUUCGCCUGGAUCCUGAGGAUCUUUUGCUCGAUCCAAGGUUGUCUUGUCGCGGGGGCGAUCGGUCCGAUACGGCAGCUUUCUUUGUCCGAGCAGAACUCUUUGAUUUGCUACGCGUGGUUGACGGAGGUUGAGGUGACUUGGACCUACUAGCGCUGCGACUUCUCCUGCCUUUCUCGCUAGACCGGGUAGAUUUCGGGCGUGUUGCUCCCAUCCGAGCCGAUCGAUGUGAGGACAUUUCCAUUUCCGUUGUGCUCCCCCGCCGUUUUGCCUUUUUGCGUCGAGUUUGUUGAGUCGAUGUAGAUGGUCUUCGCGAUUCAGAAUGCUCAAUCUGACUGGACUGAUCCAGAAGCAUGGCGACUCGCGCCUGAAUUUCCGGGUCGGGUUCGACGGAGGUGAACGACUGUUGCAGUGACAUGCGCCGUGACUUGCUACUUUGGUCCAAAAUCUGCAUCGAUUCUGCCACGGACAGCCGACGCUCCGAGCGCCCACCAAAGUCUUGGUCAAGGUUUUGAAAGACAAAACUGUCUUGGUUCAGGACUGUGUCGACGGCUUCUGCAGUCUCCCCCAUGAGAUCAUCGCCCUCGUUCGCAAAGGGAGGAACAAGGAACGCCGGAACAACCUUUGAUGAUUUUCGCCUGGUCCCGUCGUAGACAAAGGAUGGUAUGAUAGGUUCGUAAGAUUCAGCAGUCGAAGACGCAGGAGCGCUUGCUCGCCUGGGCAUUCGGCGUGACCUUCCUUUCGGCGACAUGGCCUCUUGCUCUGGCUUAACAAAUUCUGGAGGUUCCCACUGAAUCUCGACGUAAUGAGCUCGAACGGAUUCCGGAGACGACAGCAGCGCAGCCAGAUCCUCAUCUUCGUCUAAUUCAUCUCCAUUGUCAUCAGUUAUAUCUUCCACAUUGAACUCAACGUCUGCACCAAACGACGCCCGCCGUUUGCUCUUUUUCUUUUUCUGCUGUUUCUUCCGAGCUGAUUUUUCUUUCUUUUGUUGUUUCUUUUCCGCCUUCAAUUCUGCCUUUAGCGCUUUUCUCUCCGCCUUGGAUGCCGCCCGUUUCGCAAACUUUUCCAUGGCCAACAGGAACAAGUCAUCUUUGGAACUCUGGCGAGCAGGGAGCCGGUUGUCGCUGUUGUUGUUGAUGGGGGGAGCCGCGUUUAUAUUAUUUGCGGCGUUGGUGAUUGUGGUUGCUACAGUCGUCAUACCAGCUGUCGUGACCGUAACCGUUGGACUGUGAUUGGUAAUGGUUUCCAAGGUGGCCCCCAGGAGUUGAGUGGGGUCACUGUUUCGUCGCUUUAUUAUUUUGUUCUUCUUUUUGGACUUUUUGGUGUUGGUAGAUUCGGGAGGUGCUGUGUCAGGCUGGGCUUUUUUGAUUGGCGGCGACAACAGGUUCGACACAAUGUUGGUGGGCGCCAGCCCCAUCUUCUUUUGGUUACUGUUGCUUUUGGUAUCUGUUCGUUGUUUGGCGUUUUGUUGUGGCGGCUUUGUCGCGGUCUUCUUGUUGCUCCCCUUUUUACUACUAUUAUGGCCCCCUUUACUCCCUUUCUUCACUCUCGUGGUUGCCCCAUCCAUGCUGUUGUGUUCUGCCGCACCAGUAGCAGUAGUAUUCGCGUGGCUAAUCACCGUCUUGGCAUCUCGUUUUUCAUCGUCGUCUUCGUCAUCGUAGUUGGACGAUAUGUGAGACAUGGAUGCCCAUAGUCUUGUAGCUUUGGACCUCCUACCAGUAGUUGGAUCAGGACGAAAUACUUGCAUAGUAUCGUCGUCCUCCUCCGAUUCAUCGUCAUCUUCCUCCUCCUCCGAAUCAGCUUGGUAUUGAUUAAAGCUCCCCACAGCACUUUCUCUCUUCUCUUUCUUGUUCUCGUUUUGGGCCAACAUGGCACCCACUCCAUCCAACGACGAUUUCUUUCCUCCGUUAUUAUUGUUGUGAGGACUGGGAGACAAUAAUGGAUCGCAAAAAAAGUCCCCAAACAUCUCAUCACUGGGUACAAAUGGGUCACUUUGCUGCGACUCUCGCAACGAUUGUUCCACGUGUCGGGUCCGUCUUCGAGAGGUGGAAGCCUCGGUCAGGAAGGAUGUUGUGGAUGCGUUGUUAUUGUUGUUGGCUCGUUUCAGUAGUAGGUUGGCGGACGAAUCAUUGACUGUGAUUUGGCCAAAUCCGUCCAUGGUGUUAUGAUUAUUAUGAUCAGUAGUGGGAGAAGAGGAUAUAGAAGAAGGUUGCAGCAAACUGAGGGAGGAUGAUUGUGGAUUGUUGCACAAGGCGUCGGGCGUGGGAAUGGACAUUUCGGAAAGUGUACUGGAAGCCGUGCUGGAAGUACCAAAUCCGGUCGUUUGAGAGGUUUGACGAUCCGCCCAUCUCACUUGUACCUGCUGCAGUCCAUCUUCCAGCUGCCAAUCGUGCUGUUGGUUGUUGGAUGAUGAUGAGUUUUUUCGGGAAGCCUUUUGAUAAUUCUUGCUGCUGCUUCCCGAGGAAUACAGACUGGAUUGGCUGACGGAUCUUCUGUAGAGUUGACUUCCCACAGCAGCAGCAGCAGUAUGAUGUGCUGGCGGUGGAGCAGCAGCUGCUUGUAGAUUUGCUUGUGUGGGUUGUUGACGUCGUUUCCGUCUUGUCUGGGGAGGCGGUGGAGAGCUGGUUUGUCUUGCAUUGACGGCUGGUUCCGAUAAGCGUCGUCGUAACUGACCGGGUCGCAGUCUCGUCGUGGACGGUGUCUCGGAAGAAUUCACCUGAUUAUUCUGAAAGGCAGGAAGACUCUGAUGCAUCAUUGCCUGGCUGCUUGUAUCAUCUGAUGCUUCAAUAUUAGAAGGACCACUUGUGGCCACAUCCAGUUGAAUGCUUGCAUCACUCAUUAUUAUUGGCAUUAAUGACAGUUGCUUCAGGGCUCGUUCAAUUUCUUCAGGUUUCAGAGGUCGCAUGCUCCUUGGGUCCACACUGAUUGAUGGCUCCAAGGACAGCACACUCCACUCGACCAGUCGAGUAUGGCUAGUGCUCGAACAGACACUCAGUUAUGCUAAUGGUCAGCCAGUGCACCAAUGGUCCAGAUUAUUCUCAUCUUCAUUCCCAUGCUUGACAGCAAGGAGAAUGAACGGAUGAGGCAAAAAUGGCAGCUGAAGCGUGAAGUGAAAAAACCUGGAGGACGUGGAGACGUGGAGUCCGUCCUCGGGCCAACGUGGAGCGCAACGAAAUUCUGAACCCGUGCCAACCUUGCAAAAAGCAAUAAAUUAGAGUGAAGUGAUAAAUCUCUCAAAUAAAAGUACUAAUGCUUCUUGCGUUAUCAACCGAAGAGAGUCUAAACAUCCCGUAAACUCAUUGGUCUGUUAGCGUGAUACAUACUCACUCUAAUGCAGGUGGCAGGUCGUCUACAUGGCAGAAGCUACAGGUCUUCUCGAUGUUGUCGUUACCUUGCAUGCUACACUGGUUCAUCUAGAUCUAUCUCAACCACCCAGGCUGAACCGUCUUGGGCAUUGGGCAGUUGGGCAGGACCGAGAUCCUUGCGUACCCGAAAAAGAUGAUGGAGUUACCAAGGUUGUUUUUGGAGUCAAGGCGCAGAUAGCGGCUGGCUUGCACUUUUCUUUUGUACCUUAGGAACAGUGGGGGGAAGAGGAGCUUCCUUCCAUUGAACUCCUCGCUUAUCCUCCUUUUCCUAUCUCUAUGCAUAGCUACCGGUAGCCUGACACCAAUGCAUUCGGGUCUUCCUUGCUUUUCAGUCAACGCCUUUCAUGGCACAACUCCUACCGUACGAGCUUGACAACCGCUCUUCAGGACCAACUCUUGGACUCACCAGGGACUUAUCCAGGGCCUCCACAGCUAGCUAGCUAGGCAACUUGAAUACCAACCUCUGCCACACUCCAGGACCAACCUCACAGUCAGAUCUAAAGAUUCUUACUCCGGUAGUACCAGUACUGGUACUGGUAGACGAAUGUCUUGCUCACUGUUAUGUUUCCAAAAGUUGUGUUUCAGUAAGCCAGUUUAGCUGUUUGUUCACCA
Messenger RNA from Seminavis robusta, 8951 nucleotides. NCBI's taxonomy places the organism in Eukaryota, Bacillariophyta, Bacillariophyceae, Naviculales, Naviculaceae. The record is from the annotation of a GenBank genome assembly.